UGCAAAGUCAUGGUGUUCUGAUACUCUUGUUCACAGACACGGAUUGAAAAAAAAAUCUGUUCAUGUAAAUGUUUCUGGAUGUACUUGAUUCCAAACUGCAGCUCACGAACCGGAAUCAAAGAUGAACUGGGCGACGUUUUAUGCCGUCAUCAGUGGCGUGAACAAGCACUCCACGGGCAUAGGCCGCAUCUGGCUCUCUGUUCUCUUCAUCUUUCGCAUUCUGGUCCUGGUGGUGGCAGCAGAGAGUGUGUGGGGCGAUGAGAAGUCCGGUUUCACCUGUAACACCCAGCAGCCAGGCUGCAACAGCGUCUGCUACGACCACUUCUUCCCCAUCUCUCACAUCCGCCUGUGGGCUCUGCAGCUCAUCCUGGUGUCCACUCCCGCCCUGCUGGUGGCCAUGCACGUGGCCCACCGCCGCCACGUCGACAAGAGGGUUUACAGACUGUCAGGGAGGACCAACCCGAAAGAGCUGGAGCAGAUCAAGACCCAGAAGAUGAAAAUCACUGGCGCCCUAUGGUGGACGUAUGUCAUCAGCCUGUUGUUCCGUGUUGUCUUUGAGGUCAUCUUUAUGUAUGUGUUUUACAUGAUCUACCCUGGAUACAAGAUGAUCCGUCUGGUCAAGUGUGACUCGUACCCGUGUCCGAACACAGUGGACUGCUUUGUGUCCAGGCCCACAGAGAAGACAGUCUUCACGGUGUUCAUGCUGGCCGUGUCAGGCGUUUGUAUUCUGCUCAACAUUGCAGAGGUGGUCUUCCUGGUGGUGAAGGCCUGUAGUAAGCAUUUGCACAGUGUUGGAGAAUCAACUAUGGGUGCCUGGAUUCAACACAAACUCUGCUCAUUCUAACAAAACACUGGGUUUAUACUUGCAUAAAGGAAUAUGACAGUGACAUACUGUAUAGAUCCAUGCACAACUUAAAGGGAUAGUUCAUGUUUUUUUAAAGUGUGGUUGUAUGAGGUACUAACACAAGCUACCUUGCAUUUGCCACAUACCAGCUUGAGACAUUCAGUACAUUUUAAUGCACAAUUACAUCGACCUACAACUGUAGCUGCUCCCAUUAUAGACACUAACAGGAUGUGUCCACCUCCACUCUGCUAGGUGGUAGUCUGAGUCAACCCAGCUCUGCAGACACGAUUGGUAAGGACCAACUUUCAGAACCUCCUAAAAAUGGGAACCAAUCACAAACCCCUGUCGCACUAGAAGCAGGCUUAACACAAUGAUGACAGAGAAGCUGCAUCUAGCAGCUUUUGUAUACAUCCAACAUGACGCCUCCCGAAGAGCAGCCGUCUUUCAAUUCGGGCAAAAAGUCAUUUGACAGCAUUAAUAGAUAGCUAUCGCUCUGCAUACGUCAUCCAGAUCAUGAAGCUGAUUGGUUGUAGGUCUAUCCAAUUGUGUAAAUAUGCAUUUUGAUCUACAUCCGUUGGUCACGCCUCUUGAAAGUGGGAGGUGACUACACCCUCAUACUCAGUUAGUUGGUACCAUGAUGAGCACCAUUCUAAGUCUUCCUACAUAC
Solea solea (common sole) is the source of this 1511-nucleotide messenger RNA. It is a transcript of the gene gjb1a, whose product is annotated as gap junction protein beta 1a. Bases 122 to 844 code for a protein of 240 amino acids. Gene Ontology annotation, biological process: cell communication. NCBI's taxonomy places the organism in Eukaryota, Metazoa, Chordata, Actinopteri, Pleuronectiformes, Soleidae. The transcript has 2 exons. The record is from RefSeq and is a predicted model, not a curated record. Gene Ontology annotation, cellular component: connexin complex.